CCCAUAGAUCUCCCAAAUCUCCAGCAUCUCUUCCAUUGAACCAAGACCUCCACACCACCAAGUACCACAGUAGCCCACUUCGCAUACUCACCGUCGACGACUUCUUGCGUAUGAGACAAAGCAAAUCGCCAUUUUGUACACAGUGCCCAACCUCCUGCCUUUCAGAUUGGCAGAUUAUUACCAGGGAGCUCUUAAAUACGGGAAGGGCACACCUCCAAUAGCGUUUAAGCACGACGCAGGCACCGUAGGUGAUAAUCUCGGACUUCUAAACAAUUUCCAUCGCCACGCAAUAGUAAUCGACGACCUUGACAGUCCAAUUUUGUUCACAGAUGAGAAUAAACCUUCUGGGAGUCAUCGUUGGAAGAAGGGUACACAGCUGUUUGGCCAACUAAAUUCGGUACAUCUCAUUAUUUUGCCCAUCAAAUUCCGGCUGUCAAGAACGAGAAUAGGUUUUCUCGAAUUUCAACCGCAUCUAAACGUGCCUCGUGAGAACACCAUGUUCCGCUUUCUAUGGAGCCCUUAAACAUACAGGUUUGGACAUAGCCUCUACAUUUCCGUUCUUUACUCUCCUAUUCGAGCUUCAUACUUUGUAAUUCUGGGUCUUGCUUUCCCAGCCAGGUGAUGUUCCCCUAGUGAGUUCUUCCAAGGCCACCACAGUUGGCCAACAGUUGGGGUAAAACAAAAUGCUCGAUGGAAUCAAGCGGAAAGGCAGACCUUUAUUGCAGCCUGCGAGACUGCCAUUGCCGAACACAAAACAUGGCUGGGAAAUGUGGUGGCGCUAUUCAACUCGGUGUUCGGACAUAGUUGGACUAAACAAAAACUCCGCAACCAUUGGGAUGCAUUGCGUCGAGAGCAUAGAAGUCUGUCGGAGCUGCUUAAUAGCAGCGGGGUUGCAUACGAUGAUUCGAUUGGUAGAAUUGUUGCCUCCGAGGAGUGGUGGUCACAAAAAUUUAAGGAGAACAAGGAGUACAAGAACUUCAAGGAUCGAGACGUGAGCGACAUUUACAUUCAAUAUCGUUUGCUAUUCGAGGACAGUUACAACAGCGAAAAGUACGUAGUUACCCCCAACAAAGCUGUGCAGAACUGGAUUCGAAUGUUUUGAGGACAGUGCUCUUGAAGACCACAGAGAUGCAAUCCCUAUCGAGGGUGAGGGCAGCAGUUCAAAUGACGAGGGCGAUGGGAACGGUAGCAAAAGCAUGAGCAUGUCGAGGCCCAAAAGUGGCGAUAAAAUGAAGUCGUCAACGUUGAAGCAGCAUAGGAAGAAAAAAGCAUGUUUUGGCUCGUGAACUGUCCUUCUUGGUCGAUCGGGCGAACAGUGCCACUGAGGUUGUAACGGCAAAGAUUAAUAGCAUCAUUGAUCCGACGGACAAUGCUAGAGCUGCAUGAGUAGAGGAAUUGCUUUCGACCGGUCGGCUACAAAGGCGGACGCCAAUGUACUUCUACGCUUGCACUCUCCUAGCACAAAUAAGAUUUCGAGACAUGCUCAGUGUCAUGCAAGAUGCCGAUGAGAAGUUCGAAUGGAUCGAGUGGCAGUUCAGCGAACGUAAUAGAUCACUGCAUUAGCUUGUUUCGGUAUGCGUUGGCUUGACUGUAUGUUGCCCUUUGUAUGCUUCAUGAGUUCGUGUUGUAAUAUUUGAAUUGUGUUGUUUUUUUCCUUGAUUGCCAGUAUGCGUGACAUACUCUAGGUUUGCAUGCCGCCUAGUGUUGGAAACGUUUAUUUUGUGCUACUGUGUUUGUUUUUAAUAACAUGU
Olea europaea var. sylvestris is the source of this 1751-nucleotide messenger RNA. RefSeq lists its product as uncharacterized. Bases 684 to 995 code for a protein of 103 amino acids. The record is from RefSeq and is a predicted model, not a curated record. Lineage: Eukaryota; Viridiplantae; Streptophyta; Magnoliopsida; Lamiales; Oleaceae. The transcript has 2 exons.